Messenger RNA from Pecten maximus, 4521 nucleotides. RefSeq lists its product as uncharacterized. The record is from RefSeq and is a predicted model, not a curated record. The coding region runs from base 420 to 1172 and encodes 250 amino acids. The transcript is spliced from 7 exons. NCBI's taxonomy places the organism in Eukaryota, Metazoa, Mollusca, Bivalvia, Pectinida, Pectinidae.
CUUAUCAAAGAUAGCGGAGAUCGCGGAUAGCUAGAUCAGGAUAAACUUGUUCUGAAGUUACGUAGAUUUUCGGGCUGAUGUUUUUUUGGUCAUAGGUUACGAUCCUGUCAGUGAUAUAGCGAUUCGGAAAGUGACCAGCAAGUGGCAUUCAAUGGACAGGGAAUUACGUAAGAGAGAAUAACUAAUUGUUGUAUAUGUCUGAUGUGAGCUGUCAGUGACCAUUGUCCAGCUUAACGUGAACAAUCUGCGGUAAAUAACACACCGAUAAGAUAGCGAUCAUUUAGUGAUCAAUAGGUGGACAAAAUCAUAUUUUGUGAAUAAUAGACGAACGAAAACACCGAGUAACCAGUGAACAAGCGGUGACCGUUGGAAAGGAGAAACUCAGACCAAGCUGACCAGACAGUGACCACACCACCAUUAUGAAGGAAACACGUGCAAUGCUGAUCACGGUUUUCGCCAUAGCGUUCGUGACCAUUAUCCCUAUCAUAUUACUGGUCAGGGUUGUGACGUUUACCAAAGCAAUGGAAGAAAUCAAUCAACUUCGACACAGGAAUGGCAGAAAUGGUACAGAGACCGGAAAUACGUCACUAGCCUUCUUGUAUGGUGACGAAAGGUCCCAAGGGGCAGAAUUUUCAAAAGGAGACAUAAUCUUCAUCGCUGUUGUUAUCGGAGCAUGUGUCGUCGCCAUCAUCAUCACAAUUGUCUGCCACCUAGCGUGUCGCCGACGAAGCAAUAAGGGGAAUCAAGCAAGUCUGCUUGGCAUCUGCUGUUGCUAUGAUAACAACGUGAACAGCCGGUUCAAAGUUGUCAGCCAAAAGAUGGGCUCUGAUUGUGCAAUUUGUUUAGAGGAGAAAAAUAUGAUGGUGAAGCCGGUCGUAGAGAUAACAUGCAAGCAUACGUAUCACCAGGCUUGUAUCAGUAAAUGUCUCGAGAUGGACAAAAGAGCCAAGUGUCCACAAUGCCGACGACAACCCGGACAGUACUCAACUACCGAACGGUUCAUUGCCAUUAUUCAGACGCUUCUCAGGAAGAGGAAGGAGAGGACGCUCGAAGCGAAGACAGGAAAAUUCCAACAAGCAGAAGAGGAAGAAAAAAUGGCACCAGAACACACAGAUUUACCAGAGUGCAGCAGUUACAUUCCUCCGGAGAUUCCUCCUGAUGCCAUAGUUUGAGGCUGUGUACCCAAAUUACCUGGUGCUUCAAUUAAAACCUUUUUAUUUUUAUUGGAAAACAGAACAUAAGAUGGUUCCUGCCCUUCAUUGCCAUGGCAAGGGUUGAUUAUCACAACAAUACUUUACAUCUCAUUUAAAUGAGAGCGUUAAGGAUGUUGUGCAUCAUUGGGUUUACCCAUAAUACCCAAAUGUUCGCGACUUCCGGUUGUUAUAACUUUGGGAAGCUCAAGACCUGCAAAGUUUGCAGAUCAACCUGUUGACAUAUAUCAGACAUUGCACCAAAGUCACACUGGUUGCCAUGGUGACAUCACAAUUCUGUGCGAGCUUGGAAGAAAACAAUACGCCAGUUCCAUUCAGUCCAUUCAUCUCAGACAAUCGUUAUGCUAUGUAAUAGAACAUAUCAUUGUCUUGGCGUCUUACUUGUGUUAAAUUGUGUCAUUGUAAAGAUGCUCAACCAGGCAUCGGCUGUUUCGUGUAUGGUGAAGAAAGUAUUUAAAGUACUGUCAAUUUGACUGUAAAACUAUUCUUAUUGUGAGUAUUUACAUAUAUAUAUAUAUAUAUAUGAUGAAGCUUUCAGAAAAUACAAUUUAAAUUUCCCUGAAGAUCACCAUUUAUAUAUUAUAUAAACACAUUUCAUACAUUUAUUGUAUUUCAGAAUCAUAGUCUUUAUUUAGCAAAGUCUAUUUCAAAUAACAACGCAAAAUUUAAUCGAAGAAGUACUUACUUUCGAGAAAUCGCCAAUGAAGCAUAAGCUGAUUGUUAUUUACUAAAUUGUGAUAUUAUAGGAUUUUCCUGAUUUGUCUUAUUCAAAAAAGGAUUCAUCGAACAAUUAAUUGUUUACGAAAGUUUAAUGGUUGAAUGAAUAUUUGAUUUGUUUUGUAUUCUUCCUAAAGAUAUGCUAAGGAAACACACUUGUGAAAUAUGUUUGAAGUUAUGUACUGUUUACUUCAAGACAAUGGAUUGUGCAAUAUAUGAGUAAAUUUAAGAGGUAAAUCUCGACAUUUACCAGAUUUGUAAACACGUUAUUCUCACGUUAAGGUAUAUUUGUUUUGUUUCUGGAGAAAUAUAAUCGGAGAAUCGAAGAACUCCUGAAAAUAACAGGUUUUGCGAUUUAAGAUAUAUAUUAUCGAAAAUGAAGUGUUUAACUGUCUGAAUGAAAGUCGUGUGUAUAAAGAAUGCGUGUGUAACAGUUAUAUAUAGACAAAGUCUUUAUAUUCCAAAAUGUGUGUGUGGUUUUGGUCCUAUCCUCAUCAUCGAUUACUAAGAAAAAAGAAAAACAAUAUUUUAGUACUCAAAUUAUAAACGAUCAAUGAUGCUUUCCUUAAUUAUUUAUUAAUAAAACUAUUUUGGCAAAAGAAUGGCAAGCAUACGUCAAUCUGUCUUCAUAUGUAUAUGUGGUGACGUUUUUAAUUUAUAUAUUUUCGUUACAUCAAAUCUGAAAAAAAGAGAUAUAUUUUCGUUUAGAAUUAGAAAUAUCGAAUGAUGCUUAUAUAACCAAAAUUCCACUUCCCAGUCAGUCUUUCGUUGUAUCCUCAUUGUGAUGAGAGUCAUGGGUAUUGUUGUUGGUGUCUGUACAGGUAUCUUGUAUGUAUAACGAUCAUAUGAAAUAUGUUCCUGUGGCCUUACUAAAAUGUAGAUUGUUAAAAAAUAUUUGUUUAUAUUUAUAAUGAAAACCCCAUUGUGUCACUCUUUCAAUAUUACCAUUACUUUAACAUUCUGUAUAAACAAAUCUUUUUUUUUUUCGAAUUUCAAAGCAUUAUUUGAAUGUUGUGUAUGGCUAGACUUUUCCGAACUAGCAAAAAGUCAAUGUGUUGUAAAUACUUCCUAUUUGUAUUGUGAAAAUGUCGUGUUAUAAACACAAAUUAUCUUGGUAGAGUGAUUCAUUUAAUUAAGAUAUGGAUAUAAGUGUGUGUGUGAGAGAGAGAAAGAGAGAGCGAGAGAGAGAGAGAGAGACAGACAGACAGACAGAGACAGAGAGAGAGAGAGAGAGAGAGAGAGAGAGAGAGACACAGAGAGAGAGACAGAGAGAGAGAGACAGAGAGAGACAGAGACAGAGAGAGGCAGACAGAGAGAGGCAGACAGACAGACAGAGAGACAGACAGACAGUGAGAGAGAGAGAGAGAGACAGAGAGAGAGAGACCGAGAGACAGAGAGAAGGGGGUAUGUUGGUAAUAAUCGCGGGGAAUUUGACUUCGCUAUAUUCGCAUGUUUUGAAAUAGCGCGAAUGUAGAUACCCAGCUAAUAUUUAUACAUAUGAAUGUAUUGUAGUGCAUUAUGAUUACAUCGCAUGGUUGCGCGAUAACCGCGAAAUAUUAGCCGUGUUAAAUUUAACAGCUAUGCUAGAACCGUUGAAACUAUUUUUUUAAAAAAAGCAUGAAACUCAUUUUACGUAGAAGUAAAAUGUCACUUUCAUUAGCCAUAUAAAAAAAACAACAUCCUGUAGCUUUAAAGAGCAUUGACCUUUAGAUAAUUCGUCCAUGUUUAUUACUCUCCAAUGUAUUUACUGCCCUUUUCAUGCUUGCCAUAAGCGAACAAGUCCAAAUAUGCAUUUCCAAUCUUCUGCUACAAGUUUAUCUGCUGCUCAAACUUGAGACCUCAAUCAGUCUCUGUCGAUUCUGUAAUAUCUACCAAUUAACUUGUUUGCCGGAAGUAUUUGUCGUACCAGUGCAGGGGACGGAGAAUGUCCCAAAACAAGCCGUGUAUAUUGGUGAAUAUCGCUUGUUAGGAAUCUCUAUUGAUGAAUGUAUCAUCCUGAACUCAUCGUGUAUUAUCAUCGUAAUAGUAAAUUACCCGAUGAGUUCCGGAUGUACCAGCGAUCCCAGUGUCAUUGUUUCAAACUUUUUUUAUAGAAAUCUUUAAAAACAAUUUUAUUAAUAAUACAAUGAUAUCCUCUGCAUCCUCCGGAACAACACCCUACAAUUAAUUCAUUGUUCACACACUCUCUCUCUCUUUCUCUCUUUCUCUCUUUUCUUUCAAAUCGAACACCAUUUAAACAUCCUUCUUGUUCUCAAAUCAAACACAUGUAUAGCAUCCCGUUCCUGUUUGUUGAUAAGCGUCCUUUUUACUACGGAUUAGUAUCGAUUGUCAUUGUUGAUAAGCUUUAUAACAUAUUUACGGUAUGUGAACUUUUUUCAGGUUAACAUUUUUGUCAAUACAUUUUCUGGCUGUUGUCUAGAUGUAUACAGAUAUCAUAUAAAUUUCUCAUUGACAUGAAUGGUUUUCAUCUUUAAUACUUUUUUGUACAUUGUAAUAUUUGUGAUAUUGCUUAUUUUUAAGAAAGAAUCAUGUUCCAAUUAUAUUAUUGUUGUAUGUUCACAGAAAAGUAUCGAAAUAAAACAAAGUCAAAGUU